AGCGCGAGGUUAGCGCGCCCGCAGGGCCAGAGCCGGCCUGGGAAUCCGCGGAACCAAGCGCAACGAGCGGAGCGCCUGGGCGGCGGCGGCGACGCACGCUAUGGCUCCGGCCGGAGACCGCGAGGGCUACUGGGGCCCCACGACCUCCACGCUGGACUGGUGCGAGGAGAACUACACGGUGACCUGGUACAUCGCCGAGUUCUGGAAUACAGUGAGUAACCUGAUUAUGAUUAUACCUCCAAUUUUUGGUGCAAUUCAGAGUGUUAGAGGUGGACUGGAAAAGCGGUACAUUGCUUCCUAUUUAGCACUCACAGUGGUAGGAAUGGGAUCCUGGUGCUUCCACAUGACUCUGAAAUAUGAAAUGCAGCUAUUGGAUGAACUCCCAAUGAUUUACAGCUGUUGUAUAUUUGUAUACUGCAUGUUUGAAUGUUUCAAGACAAAGAACUCUGUAAACUACCAUCUGCUUUUUACUUUAGUUCUGUUCAGUUUAAUAGUAACCACAGUUUACCUUAAGGUAAAGGAGCCUGUAUUCCAUCAGGUCAUGUAUGGAAUGUUGGUCUUCACAUUAGUAGUCCGAUCUAUUUAUAUUGUUACAUGGGUUUAUCCAUGGCUUAGAGGACUGGGUUAUACAUCCUUGGGUGUAUUUUUAUUGGGAUUUUUAUUAUGGAACAUAGAUAACAUCUUUUGUGAUUCACUGAGGAACUUUCGAAAGAAGGUGCCACCUAUCAUAGCUGUUACCACACAGUUUCAUGCAUGGUGGCAUAUUUUAACUGGCCUUGGCUCUUAUCUUCACAUCCUUUUCAGUUUAUAUACAAGAACACUUUACCUGAGAUACAGGCCAAAGGUGAAGUUUCUCUUCGGAAUCUGGCCGGUGAUCCUGUUUGAGCCUCUCAGGAAGCAGUGAUGCAUUAUUUCACCAGUAAAACAAAAUAGCACGUACCAUAGGCCGGGUCAAAUGAUUAAGGAAAUCUUUAGAGAUCUACACGUUCAAAUAUAUCAUGACCAUCACAGCAAAGGAGUGACUUUCUGACUAAUGCUGCCAGCCAUACAGAGAAUGAGGAAUGGGGCUUGUUGGAUGUUUAGCUUGUGUCUUUAUCUCAUUUGUCUUCCUCCUCCUCACCGUCACUCUAAGAUGUUUCAAAAGAAACAGACAUGAUGUGUAUGUAUAUACUCGAAUGCUGGAAAUAUUGGGCUUUUCUUAACAGGUUAACAGUUUGUGCUGAUCAUAGGAAAUUAACCUUUUUCUCUUUUUUGACAAGGCUUGCAUGUGAAUUAAACUUUUCUUAAUAUUUGAUUAAAUAAUGAAAACAGUCAGGUAAGGACUGGCAAAAUCCCAUAUCCAGAUGGCCAGCUAUGGGGCAGCACUUAGCUAUUUCAACCUUGAUUUAUAUUUUUGUUAUAGUAACCUCAUGGAUGGUUUCCCAAGGUAAAAAAAAAAAAAAAGAAAGAAAAGAAAGAAAAAAGAACUAUCUGUGGGAUUCUGGUAGUUCUUCACUGUCUGCCUCUGUGCUGGUCCGAGUGUUAUAAGCAAGCUCAGACCUGCCACUGGGUUCUAUACUUGUCACAUUCCAGAUUUGCGGUAGGCUCUGGGAUGUUGUUUGUGGUCACAGCCCGGCAGGGUGGGUGGGUCAUCUUGUAACCUUUAUGAAGGCCACCAGGACACCUGUAGAAUGUUCCACCUCCACCCAGUUAAAGGUGGUUGCUCCGUUUCCUUUGAUCUUUGCAGAUCUUUAAGUUGUCACUGUUUUUAUGGCUAGGCAAACAUGAUUGGUGGGCAAACAUAUUUCAUCCUCCUAGAAUAACUCAUUUGAAGUUACCAGUAAAUGUCGUUAUACUCUGACUUUUAAAAUUAUGCAAUAUUUUCCAGUUUUCAGAGAGGCCAUGGUUAUGCCCAGGGAAAUGUGUUGGGUGAACUAGAGCUAAAAUGAUCAGGAUCUUAUGUACAUAAAGCUUAUUAGAAAUACCUGCUCCUUCAUUUUGUUGAAGGAAGGUAAUAUAAGGGUUGAAAACAGCUCUAACUUACUUGAACUUGUAACAGAACUACCAAAAAUUAAAGUGCUAAGACAUGGCAGUGAAAUCUCAUUGUAAGGCAGCUAGUUCUAAUGUGGAUUUGAAUGUAUAACAAAUUGAAUCACUCUUCACAAACAUAACACCUGCCUGGAAUAAAAACCUGAUUUGACCCCUUUGCUCAUAUAUCACCAUAUUUGUAGCUCUGUACCAUUUAGCAUUUUUACAACUUUUCCCUGCUUAUACAUUAUUAUAAAAUCCAGAUAGUUUUUACUACAUGGUGUCAUUACCCCAGACUAAAUUCUGAGCUACGGCUUCCAAAGGAAAGUCACUUUUUUCUUAAGCAAAGGUAUAAGACACUAAUGUUGUUUUUCUAGUAUUCAGUAAGAAGCCUUGGUACAAAUUUAAAACGAAUACAGAUUUUGUUGUUUUUCUUCACUUGCUGGCCUUAGUUUUAGUCCAGGUACUCUUUUCCUUACUUUAGCGUGCCAACAUGCCAUUAGGCAGAUACUUCCCACCUGCUUUUAUGAUCCUCCAGCAAGAAAAACACUUGCCAAAAUAUAAAUCUAAAAGAACUUUGGUUGUGCCUUAGGAAAAUAUAAACUAAACAGUUCCAACACAAGCCAGUAAGACUGUUCUUUAUUUGGGCACAAGAUUCUGGCGUCUGGCUACAUUCGUGUGCAACUACGUAGGCUGUCAGUCAUCUAACAAUUUUUAAUGUGUUCAUUUGUUUCACACCAUUGUCGUUUUUGUACUUUUCACUAAGAAGUACUUCUGUACAAAGAAUCUGUAUAAAAACAAAGGUACAUCCUUCCUAACAAUGCUAAAUGCUGUGAGGCUAAGGUUUUGCAGUAUUAAGGUCAGAUUAAGGGUACAGAGAGCAUGCCCUGACACUGAGGCCGUUUAGAGCAGUUUGUUGAAUGAGCAGUUCAGCCACUGCCACCUGUAGUUUCUUAUUGAAUAAAGCUGUCCAGCACCUUAGAGACUCGUAACACUGUGGCCAAGUCUUCAAAGACCCUUGUUUCUGUUGUAAAAACAAACGGCAUGAAACUGCUCAGCAAAGAAGUUUUAGAAGGGUUGAGCAGAAAGCAGAGACUAAAUCCACGCUCUAGUUUUUGUCUCACACAUGCCUCCCUUUUUAGCAACCUAAGUAUUAGCACACUCAAGACUGUAUCUGUGCCAUAUCAGGUAUUGUGGAAAUACUGGGGACCUUUAGGAUAUUGCUAAAUUGUCUUUAUUUCAAUAUGGCUUAAUUUUUUUCCCUUCUAGGACUCUGGGUUGUAUUAUUACAGGGUUGGGUUAUUACCGUUCCCCCACACACACACUUUAUUUUCUUGAGAGAGUCGCUGUUAACUAGAGUGUACAAAAAAACCUGUUUCCUUUUGAGCAGAUAGUGGCUUGUGUGCAUAUCAACUGAUGUGAAAGGUGCUCAUCUCUGAGCCCUAUAGCAAAUUGUAUUCUAGAAAACAUUAGUACUUUAUGAGGGUGUGAAAGAAGCAGUUAGCUUGCACAUUUUAUUAUACUACCUAUGCUGCCAUUUUCACUCUAGAAAAUUGAAAGCAGUUUGACUCUUUUUAAGGAAAAACUAGGUGAAAGGUGGUUGUGUUCAUCUGAUUGGUCACUCUACCUGCCUACCCCUUCACACCUUGGUGCUUUCAUGAAACAUUGCCACUCCUGAAGUGAUCUCUUUUAUCCUUGUGAUAUUAUAUAAAUUAAUGAUGAACAGGAGAAACAUUUAUUUUUGAAUAAUCCACAAAUAAGACCCCCAAAUAGUAGUAUUUGGUUUAGAAUUAGAUCAAAUAUUUUGGUUUAACCUCAGUGCAAAAUUUCCAGGACUGGGCUUUCCUUACACCAAGAGGGUUUUUCAUAUACGAAGGAGAGGAAGAGGUGUGAAUCAAAGAAAAUCAAGAAACCAAAAACUUCAGGUACACGAUGCAUGAAAAUCUUUGAAUGCCUGAAAAAAACUAAGUUCUGUUUUAAUGCCAACACCCUCAGAAUUUAGCCAAUGUCCCUAGAGGUGACUAAUAAUUUAGUUCAAGGGUUUCUUAUGAGUCCUAUGGGUUGCAUAUUACUUCGCUCUUGAAAAAAAUCAUCUGUUGCUAAGUUUAACAGUUUUAGCUCUCAAUUCCACAUUUACAUGACAGAAAAAAAUUAUUCUAGCCCUGUGGUUUAUGAUGUGCUAUUGGAUAAGUGUUUAUGUAAAACUGAUGUUUCAAAGAGAACCAGUUCUAAUUGGAAUUUGCAACUAAGUGGCAAUAUGCAGAUCUACCUCUGUCUUACAUUGUGCAUCAUAUCAAUACCAUAAUAUAAUUAGUUUGAUCACUUUGUCUUAUUUUUCAAUGUCUAAAAUUACGCUUACUCACCAUGCUGUAAACAUUUGGAAGUAAUGACUGAAAUUUGGCUAAGUGUCCGUUGUGCAGGGGACAGUAAGUGAAAAAAAGGAACCGUCAAGACCCAUCUGAAUGGAAAAUUUCAGUGCUGUUUUUUAAACUCCUGCACUUCCUUUAAGAAUAAGGAAACUUUUAUGUCUAAUUGGAGUUGCUGGCUGGCGAAAAGCUGCCAGUGUUCCUGAGGUUUAUGGGAGCGUGCCACUGUACUUAACGGUUUCUCCAGUUGCGGGGGAAGCCUCUCCUCUACCCUCUUAGAUUCAGUUGUUGAGGCCUGUGAAAUAAACUGACAAAGGACAGAUUAGCAAGAGAAAGGGCAGAUUUUUAUUUACAUAUGUAAAUGGAAGUUCAGAGAAAAAUGUAACUUGAGGCAGAAUUUACAGCUUAUAUACCAUCUUAAUAAGAGAAGGGGACAGCGAGAAAGGGCACUUAGGGGAAAACAAAUGACUUUUAGGAAAGAUAAAUGGGCCCUUAGGAGAAUAGGUAGGAGAAAAGAUAGUUCUAUGACAGUGUCUUUUUAGAUGCGGCACUGAAACUCCCAGGAGAGGAUUUGACAGUUGAGUCCUUUAGGGAGGUUCUGCUUUUAGUCAGAUAAAGGGAAUUCAGGAAAAAAGCCUCUUCCUGCAUCUGUUGAUUCUCAAAUGCAUUCAGCUCGAAAUGUUUUUUGUGCCCCAGCGGUGUGUUCUGGACCCUUUUAUUUCCCCUGUCUAAAACUUUCCAAGAAGUUUCACAGACCAGAAGCCAAGUUGGUGGCUGUAGAGAGAAGAUUCGGGUUAGAAGUUAGGAGAGAAGAGAUCUGCAAAGGGAAGGAAGGCAUAGAUGUAUGGAGAAACAAAAGGAAAAGCAAAAAUUAAUAGUUGGAGCAGAUUAUAUAGACUCAGUUUUUGAGUACAGAGGGCAGUCAAUCCAAAGGAUUUCUAGAUGUUGGUCUUAAGGCAUCUUUAUUUAAGCAGUGGAGUCAGGAUAGUAGUGGCAGUCUCACACACGUGGUUAUUUCCCAGAGCUCAAAGGACCAUGUUCUGGUGAACUUCCUGAGUGGCCCAAACUGUAGUGGUGGUAAAUCCCUUAAAGUUACAUCCAGCUUCAGUUUGCAGGGCUUCAGGAAAAGGGCAGUUUUAGUUCUUAGUAAUGCCAAGUCAGAAGGAUGGUAGAAAAUUGGAAAUGUUAAUUAGUGACAAAAUGCGCAAGAUGGCAGGAUCCAGCUUACAAAGAGGUGAAAAUAGCUCAAGGAGAAUGAACAGGACUAGAAUCUGAUAAUCCACAUGGGUAUAUUAUACUUUUCCAUUGAAACAUAAAAUUUGUCUUUAUAAUCACCCUAGUUUUGUAAAAGGUAAUCAAGGUAAGACGGUUUUUGUUUGCAAAACGAGUCUAGUCUCAUCAAACUUGGCCUGAUUGUUUAUAUAAGUGCAAUGAAAAUAGUAAUUGAUGACACAGGCCUUUUGAACUUUUAUUAGGAAUCCCAAAUGGGACUUUUAAAUUCCUCGAGUCUAGGAAGCCAAGCUGAGAACUUGCCAUCAGACUUCCCUUGCAUGCCUUCACAUUUGGAUGAAUCCCUCCUUCUCCAGGUCCCCAAAAUAUCUUAAGCUUUCUGGUCCUGCCAGGAAGUGGCCUUCCUAACUCACCCAUAAGGCUGGGACCCCUGUAACCCAGGCACUAGGCAGCUUUCCAGGAGGGCUUUGUAAGCACUGGCUCCUUAAAGUCAGCCUUAUUAAUUCCUUAAAACUGGUCAUAUCUAUGCACAUCAUCCUCAAAUAUGACAUUCCAGUCAAAGCCUUGGUAAUAUAAUCAGUGUUUCCAGUUGUGUCCUGUUAACAGGGAGAACAAAUUCUUAUUGAACUUGUUCAAAUAACUAUAUUGCCAUGGAAAUAAGUAUUCAAUAAGAGUUUUUCCAAAUUUUGGAGGGUUCAGACAGGGAGAAAAGAUAAAUGCUUCAUUUUUGUUUACAAAGAUAUGAUCUACUAAAUUGCUGUAAGUGCUAGAUAGCUUAAGAGAAAAGGCAUUCCUUAAGUCCAGAAAAUAGAACAUUAAAGAACCAGUAAUAAGGGACUUCCCUGGUGGCACAGUGGUUAAGACUCCGCACUCCCAAUGCAGGGGGGCCCGGGUUCCAUCCCUGGCCAGGGAACUAGCCAGGACUAAGGAGCCUCAACUAAGGAGGCUGCCUGCUGCAACUAAGGAACCCACCUGCUGCAACUAGGACCUGGCACAACCAAAUAAAUAAAUAAAUAUAUAUAUAUAUAUAUAUAUAUAUA
Messenger RNA from Lagenorhynchus albirostris (white-beaked dolphin), 6643 nucleotides. RefSeq names its product alkaline ceramidase 3 (gene ACER3). The transcript has 11 exons. The coding region runs from base 101 to 904 and encodes 267 amino acids. Gene Ontology annotation, cellular component: endoplasmic reticulum membrane. The record is from RefSeq and is a predicted model, not a curated record. Lineage: Eukaryota; Metazoa; Chordata; Mammalia; Artiodactyla; Delphinidae. Gene Ontology annotation, biological process: ceramide metabolic process; phytosphingosine biosynthetic process.